Messenger RNA from Candidozyma haemuli, 525 nucleotides. RefSeq lists its product as uncharacterized. Lineage: Eukaryota; Fungi; Ascomycota; Pichiomycetes; Serinales; Metschnikowiaceae. The transcript has a single exon. The record is from RefSeq and is a predicted model, not a curated record. Bases 1 to 525 code for a protein of 174 amino acids.
AUGGAAUUCCCCCCUACAGAGAUCAAGGCCUUGGUCGAGGAGAUUGCCGAUGUGUUGAGGUCGAAGAACCAGACAUUGGCCAUUUCUGAGGCUGCUUGCGGCGGUCUUCUUUCAGCUUACCUUAUUUCAGUUCCGGGUGCUUCGGACUUCUACAUUGGUGGAAAGCUUGUGUACUCGGUUCGCCAGAGAUUGAGGCUUUCUGGCUGGUCCAACGAGGACAUUUCCAGCUAUGUGGGGCCUUCAAAGCAAGUGGCGUUGAAAUUGGCCCGUACGACGAAGUACGACUUGGGUUCUACCUAUGUGCUUUCUGAAACUGGGUUUGCUGGUCCUUCGACAGACUUGCACCUCCAGACGAAUCAAAACCUGGAUGCUGGCGUUGGAACGGUCUACUUUGGUGUGAGUGGUCCUAAUGGCGAACACACGUUCAGCAGUACUACCGGUAGCUCUGAGAGAUCAAAGAACAUGACUGAGUUUGCACGCAUGGGCUUAGAGUUCUUGUUGAAGACCCUUAAGGAAGAGACCUAA